This is a messenger RNA of Aspergillus saccharolyticus JOP 1030-1, 4104 nucleotides long. RefSeq names its product coatomer subunit alpha. The record is from RefSeq and is a predicted model, not a curated record. Gene Ontology annotation, molecular function: structural molecule activity; protein binding. Gene Ontology annotation, cellular component: COPI vesicle coat. Lineage: Eukaryota; Fungi; Ascomycota; Eurotiomycetes; Eurotiales; Aspergillaceae. Bases 184 to 3822 code for a protein of 1212 amino acids. Gene Ontology annotation, biological process: endoplasmic reticulum to Golgi vesicle-mediated transport; retrograde vesicle-mediated transport, Golgi to endoplasmic reticulum; intra-Golgi vesicle-mediated transport. The transcript is spliced from 8 exons.
CAGACACUCCUCCAUUGCUUAACCACCUCCCCCUCUACUAUCACUACUACGUCCUCCUCUACCCCUUCCCCUCCUCCUCCUCCGAACUAGUGGAUGCGGUGGUCAAUCCCUUGAGUUUCAAUCUAAUUCUCGUGUGUCGAGCUCGCUGCUAUAUGGUGUGGCUCCGGCCAACCCUCCUUCAAGAUGCAGUCCUCCCCAAACAUGCUCACUAAGUUUGAGUCCAAAUCUUCCCGCGCCAAAGGAAUUGCCUUUCACCCUAAGCGACCAUGGAUUCUAGUGUCUCUUCACUCCUCCACCAUUCAGCUAUGGGAUUACCGCAUGGGAACCCUGAUCGACCGCUUUGAAGAACACGAUGGUCCCGUCCGUGGCAUUGACUUCCAUCCGACACAGCCCAUGUUUGUUUCCGGAGGUGAUGACUACAAGAUUAAGGUCUGGAACUACCAGACCCGCCGGUGCAUGUUCACUCUGAACGGUCAUUUGGAUUACGUGCGGACGGUCUUCUUCCACCAUGAGCUGCCAUGGAUUCUCUCAGCCUCCGACGAUCAGACGAUCAGAAUCUGGAACUGGCAGAACCGGUCCCUAAUCUGUACCAUGACCGGCCACAACCACUACGUUAUGUGCGCACAGUUUCACCCCACCGAGGACCUGAUCGCAUCGGCCUCGUUGGAUCAAUCGGUCCGUAUUUGGGACAUUUCCGGUUUGCGCAAGAAGCACUCGGCCCCGACAACAAUCUCCUUCGAGGAUCAGAUGGCCCGGGCCAAUCCCGGCCAAGCAGAUAUGUUCGGAAACACAGAUGCAGUGGUCAAGUUUGUCCUAGAGGGUCAUGAUCGUGGAGUCAACUGGGUCUCCUUUCACCCGACUCUGCCUUUGAUCGUCUCCGCCGGUGACGACCGGCUCAUCAAGCUAUGGAGAAUGAGUGACACGAAAGCUUGGGAGGUCGACACGUGCCGCGGGCAUUUCCAGAACGCCUCUGCCUGUCUGUUUCAUCCACACCAGGACUUGAUCCUCUCCGUCGGCGAAGACAAGACAAUCAGAUGCUGGGACUUGAAUAAGAGAACGUCCGUACAAUCGUUCAAGCGCGACUUGGACCGGUUCUGGGUCAUCGCUGCCCACCCCGAGAUCAACCUUUUUGCUGCUGGUCAUGACACCGGUGUCAUGGUUUUCAAGCUGGAGAGAGAGCGACCUGCCUCCGCCGUGUACCAGAACCAGUUGUUCUACAUCACCAAGGAGAAACAUGUCAAGUCCUACGAUUUCGGUAAGAACGUUGAAUCUCCUCCUAUGCUCUCCCUGCGCAAAUUGGGAUCUCCUUGGGUUCCCCCUCGUACCCUCUCAUACAACCCUGCCGAGCGUGCCAUCCUGGUCACGUCCCCAACGGAUGGUGGCGUGUACGAAUUGAUCCACCUUCCGAGGGAUGCUACCGGUGCUGUGGAGCCUACCGAUGUCAAGCGUGGUCAGGGAACGUCUGCUGUCUUUGUUGCGCGCAACCGCUUCGCCGUCUUCAGCCAAGGCAACCAACAGGUAGACAUCAAGGAUCUCAGCAAUGCGACAACGAAAUCGAUCAAGCCUCCUGUAGGCACCACUGACAUCUACUUCGGUGGAACCGGAUGUCUUCUCUUCAUCACUCCUACCUCGGUCGUUCUUUUCGACAUUCAGCAGAAGAAGCAAUUGGCGGAACUCACUGUUAGCGGCGUCAAGUACGUGGUCUGGUCCAAUGAUGGCCUCUAUGCCGCUUUGCUCAGCAAGCACAAUGUCACUAUCGUGACCAAAACCUUGGAGCAGGUGAGCAGCUUGCACGAGACGAUUCGUAUCAAGAGCGCAGCCUGGGAUGACGCUGGCGUCCUUCUCUACUCUACCUUGAACCAUGUCAAAUACUCUCUCCUUAACGGUGACAACGGCAUUAUCCGUACCCUUGACCAGACAGUUUAUCUUGUUAAGGUCAAGGGCCGAAGCGUUUACUGCUUGGACCGUAGCGCCAAGCCCCGCGUCUUGGACAUUGAUCCUACUGAGUAUCGGUUCAAGCUUGCAUUGGUGAAGAGGAACUACGAUGAGAUGUUGCAGAUCAUUAAGACUUCCAGCUUGGUCGGUCAAAGCAUUAUCUCGUAUCUGCAGAAGAAGGGUUACCCCGAGAUCGCGCUGCAAUUCGUGCAAGAUCCCCAGACCCGCUUCGAGCUUGCGCUCGAGUGUGGCAAUCUGGAGGUAGCUAUCGAGAUGGCUCGCGAGCUGGAUCGGCCCAAUCUGUGGAACAGACUGGGCGUGGAGGCUUUGGCUCAUGGUAACCACCAAACUGUUGAGAUGGCCUACCAGAAGCAGCGAAACUUUGACAAGCUCUCUUUCUUGUACCUGGCGACUGGUGAUCAGGAGAAGCUGUCCCGCAUGGCUAAGAUUGCUGAGCAUCGCGGCGACUUCACCUCGCGCUUCCAGAAUGCUAUCUACCGUGGUGACGUCGAGGACCGAAUCCAGAUGUUCAAGGAAGUCGAUCUUUACCCGCUCGCAUACCUCACUGCCAAGUCCCACGGUCUGACCGAGGAAGCCGAGUCGAUUCUCGAGGCUUGCGGUCUCACGGAGGACCAGAUCACACUCUCUAAGAUUGACGAGCCCCUGCGCGUGCCUCAGCCCAUUGUUCCCACCUUCAAGGCUAACUGGCCUGUCAAGGCGGCUGCUCAUUCCUCCUUCGAGAAGGCUCUCCUCGGAGAGGUCGGUGCGGGCGACGAUGAGGUGGCCGCGAUUGAGUUUGAACCCGAAGAGGAGGAUGAGGUUGCUGCUGCGCGUGACAACUUCGAGGAAGAGGAGGAAGAUGUUGCCGGUUGGGAUAUGGGAGAUGAGAUCAACGUGGAAGAGGACGCCGAGUUCGUCGAUGUUGAAAGUGCAGAGGCAGGUGCUGGCAGCACGGAAGCCGAUCUUUGGGCUCGCAACUCCCCCUUGGCAGCGGAUCAUGUCGCUGCCGGUUCCUUCGAGACGGCCAUGCAGCUCCUUAACCGCCAAGUUGGUGCAGUUAACUUCGCCCCUCUCAAGCCCCGAUUCAUGGAGAUCUACAAGGGCUCCAAGACUUACCUCCCCGCCAGUGCUGGUCUUCCCCCGUUGGUGAACUACGUCCGCCGUACUGUUGACGAGACGGACAGCCGCAAGGUUCUGCCUGUCAUUCCCAGAGACUUGGAGACGAUUGCCAAUGUCGACCUGCAAGAAGGUUACGCCGCGAUGAGGGCGAACAAGCUUGAGGAUGGUGUCAAGAUCUUUAAGGGUAUCCUGCACUCGAUCCUGCUCAACACCGUCUCGUCCGAGGCUGAAGUCGAGCAAGCGAAGAAGAUCAUCGCUACCGCGCGGGAGUACAUACUCGCUAUGUCGAUCGAGUUGGAACGUCGUUCCCUUUCUACUGAUACGCCAGAGGGCCUGAAGAGAAGUCUUGAGCUCUCGGCCUAUUUCACUAUCCCCAAGCUGGAAGUGGCCCACCGUCAGUUGGCGCUGAUGGCUGCCAUGAAGUUCGCCUUUGCCAACAAGAACUACUCUUCCGCUCUCAGCUUCGCCAACCGCAUGCUGGCCAACGGUGGCUCGCCCAAGCUUCUGGAGCAGGCUCGUAAGAUCAAGAUGCAGAGCGAACGCAGCCCGCAAGACAAGAUCGACAUCGAGUUCGAUCAAUUCGCCGAGUUCGAUAUUUGCGCUGCUUCAUACACGCCAAUCUACGGUGGCUCGCCUAGUGUGUCCGACCCCUUCACCGGAGCUAAGUACCAUGAACAGUUCAAGGGUACGGUGUGUCGGAUUUCGGAGGUGACGGAGAUCGGGGCCCCGGCUAGCGGACUCCGCUUGUUUGUCCCCGGCCAGUAUUGAGGAUGACGAUGACGAGCCUUUUUUUUAUACUGUAAUUCCCCGUGUCUUGAUGUGCAGAUCUGAUAGAAAACGAUUUCUUUUCUACUAGUACGGCUGGAGGGGGCCUUGGUGCUUGCCUUUGAUUUAUGGGUGAACCUGCUCUGCUUGUGUAAUUUCUCAGCGACAUUAGGCUUCAUCCCGAUACUUCUUCCCAAUACUUGUUCCCGUUACUUCUGUCUCUUACUUUGGAGUCACGUUCUCAUGUUCCCGCUAUGGUUUGUGCAAAAUCAAAAGUAAAAAACG